CAGUACGUGGGCAACUCCCACUACUUCUGUUACAUAUCUCCCACUGCUACAUUCACACACCUGCCCACUGUCACUAUAUUCUCAUUUUUUUUCAGUCAAUCAUUUCAUCAAACACCUGGUGUUCGUCACACUAUCUUUGUAUAUUUUCCGGCGAUAUACGAUAACCUUUUACCACCGUAUUCCGCCUUGACAAUGGGCCUCAUAACACUUGAAUCAAACCAACUACAACAACUAAAUGAACGGGUAAACGGAUGAGGAUUUCGCUGUUCAGAUUACCCGAGAUGACGAGUCUUUUUUAUACCCACUACAACUAAUAAAUAUCAAUCUGUGUUUUUUAGUAGUAUAUUUAGCUUAAGGUUACAAGUACUUAAUUUUUUAUUUUUUUUUUAUUCUUUGUUUUGAAAAUGGAUGAAGCUAAAGAGGGCCAGAAUGAUAGCCAAAUGGUGGUAGUGAGGACAGAUGACAUGGCAAUAAGAGUAGUGAACAAGAGAUAUGAAGGAUUAAGUACGGUUCGGGCGAAAGCGAUUAAAGGAAAAGGAGCUUGGUAUUGGGCAUAUCUUGAGCCAGUUUUAGUUCGAAACCCUGACACGAAUGACCCGAAAGCCGUUAAGCUAAAAUGUAAUCUUUGUGAAGCUGCUUUCUCAGCAUCAAAUCCAUCAAGAACUGCCUCUGAGCAUCUUAAAAGAGGAACUUGUCCUAAAUUUAACUCUCUUUUAAAACCCUCGUCCUCUUCUUCUACCUCAUUGCCACCGUUGUCUUCGCCGUCUUCUCUCGUUCAUCAUCGUAAACGUUUCGCGUCUGUCGGCACUACUUCAAACGAAGGCCUAAAUAGUUACAACCAACAGCUGUCUCAUCAUCGGCAUAGUCAGCAUUUGUGUUUAUCUGGUGGGAAAGAUGAUUUAGGCCCAUUAGCAAUGUUGGAAGAUAGUGUAAAAAAGUUAAAAAGUCCAAAGCCUUUACCACCCGGUCCUCAUUUAACAAAAACCCAAAUUGAUUCAGCUCUUAGUUUAUUAACUGAUUGGUUUUACGAGUCUUAUGGUUCGGUUUCUUUUCCAAGUUUGGACCAUCCAAAGUUUAAAGCUUUUAUGAAUCAAGUCGGUUUGCCUGACAUUUCUAAACAAGAUUUCAUGUCAUCAAGGCUUGACUCGAAGUACCAAGAAGCUAAACUAGAAUCAGAAGUUAAGCUGAGGGAUGCAGAGUUUUAUCAGCUCGUUUCUGAUGGAUGGAAGAACAAAAUUUUUGGUAAUGGAGAUGAGGGCUUGAUUAAGUUCAUGGUUAAUCUUCCCAAUGGAACCACAUUGUUCCAAAAAGCCUUUUUUCCAGGUGGCAGUGGUUGCUCAAUGGCGGUUCCUGCCACGUAUGCAGAGGAGAUCAUGUGGGAAACCGUUACAGGUACAUGUGAUGUUGUUCAAAAAUGUGUUGGGAUAGUGGCAGAUAAGUAUAAAGCAAAGACCUUGAGGAAUUUGGAAACUAGAAAUCAUUGGAUGGUUAACUUAUCUUGUCAACUUAAGGGUGUUAGUAAUUUGAUUAAGGAUUUUAGUAAAGAGCUGCCUCUUUUCAAGAAUGUAGUUGAUAAUUGCUUAAAGAUAACCAGUUUAUUUAACAAUAAUUCUCAAGCUAGGAGUAUUUUAAACAAGUUUCGGUUACAAGAGUCAAGAUUGUCAGUUUCCUCGUUUGGAGUUCCUCCCCUUUUGUAUUGUGAAGACUUACAAAACUUUUCGCAUAUUAUUUCAAUGUUGGACAAUACCUUGAGUCAUGCUCGGGUGUUGCAUUUAGUUGUUAUGGACGAUUCGUUCAAAGUUGUGUUGAUGGAAGAUUCUCUUGCUAGAGAAGUUGCGGAAGUGAUUCAUAAUAUGGCGUUUUGGAAUGAUGUUGAAGCUAUUAAUACUUUGAUCAAGUUGAUCAGAAGCAUGACUGAAGAGAUUGAAGCAGAAAGGCCAUUAGUGGGGCAGUGUCUGCCUCUUUGGGAGGAUUUACGGGCUAAAAUGAAGGCCUGGUGUGUCAAAUUCAGCAUCCAUGAGGCGGUUGUUGAGAAAAUUGUUGACAAACGAUUCAGGAAAAACUAUCAUCCUGCAUGGUCAGCUGCGUUUAUACUUGAUCCAGUGUAUUUAAUAAGGGACACAAGCGGAAAAUACCUCCCGCCUUUUAAAUGCUUAACUUGUGAACAAGAAAAAGAUGUUGAUAGUUUAAUUACACGUCUAGUUUCACGGGAAGAAGCUCACAUUGCAUCAAUGGAGCUCAUGAAAUGGAGGUCAGAGGGACUCGACCCUUUGUAUGCACAGGCGGUUCAAGUCAAAAAACGUGACCCAUUUACAGGAAAGAUGAAGAUAGCAAACCCUCAAAGUAGUAGACUCAUUUGGGAGACCAUCUUGAAAGAGUUCACCAUUUUGGGAAAGAUUGCAGUGAGGCUUUUGUUUCUUCAUGCAACCUCUAGUGGGUUCAAGUGCAGUUGGUCUUUCAUGAGAUGGGUAUGGAAUCAAGGUGAAGUUCAAUCAAGGGAUGGUCUCGAAAGGGUGCAAAAGAUGAUAUUUGUUGCAGCUCACUCGAAGCUUAAAAAACGUGAAUUUGGUAACGAGGGGGACAAUGAGGCAGAACUAUUUGCCCCUAAAGACGAUGACAUGCUUAAUGAGGUCUUUGUCGAUACAUCCUCAUUGUAAUAGCUUAUUCUUUUUUCUAACUCCUACUAUAUUCACAGUUUGUAGCAUUAUUUGUAUUCUUUUUGUACCCUUUUCCUCUAUUGAUAAGUUAGUCCAGGAUUUGGCAGGAUUAUUGCAUACCAUUUAUUUAUAGCUAUAUAUCAAAUCAAUGUUUAAAGCUCUAAUUGUUUUAAGGCUAGAAGUACAAAGUUUUCAA
Molecule: messenger RNA, 2853 nt
Organism: Erigeron canadensis
Lineage: Eukaryota; Viridiplantae; Streptophyta; Magnoliopsida; Asterales; Asteraceae
Exons: 1
Coding region: 405-2657 (750 amino acids)
Source: RefSeq, a predicted model, not a curated record